Molecule: messenger RNA, 306 nt
Organism: Caenorhabditis remanei
Lineage: Eukaryota; Metazoa; Nematoda; Chromadorea; Rhabditida; Rhabditidae
Exons: 4
Coding region: 1-306 (101 amino acids)
Source: RefSeq, a predicted model, not a curated record
AUGAUUCCUCUCCUCGAUCGAGAAAACCCAGUAAACGAUGGUGCGCAGAUCUAUCAGCAGAUCCUGCAAAUCGUGGAAGUGUUUAUGCACCCAGACACCACAUUCAGAGUACGAGUUAAUGCAGUUCUUCGAAUCGUAGCCCUUAAUCGCCAAUUGAUGCGUGUUGAAGGAUGGCAACGGAGAGCAAUGCAAGUUCACCAACUUGUCGUUGAGCCAAUGGUCCGAGUGUUAGGAUUGGCUCAAAACCCACCAGAGGGCCAUGAGAACGCUGGGAACAAUCGCAGAAGAGAUCGCCAUCGUGGGUGA